Setaria italica (foxtail millet) is the source of this 1626-nucleotide messenger RNA. RefSeq names its product tyrosine N-monooxygenase. The record is from RefSeq and is a predicted model, not a curated record. The transcript is spliced from 3 exons. Gene Ontology annotation, molecular function: iron ion binding; monooxygenase activity; heme binding. NCBI's taxonomy places the organism in Eukaryota, Viridiplantae, Streptophyta, Magnoliopsida, Poales, Poaceae. The coding region runs from base 1 to 1626 and encodes 541 amino acids.
AUGGCAAUGGAGGCAACAGCUGCAGCCACCUCGGUGCUUGGAGCUUCCUCGCUCACCUCUGCAAUCCUCAAAGCGUUACUGCUCCUGGUCACGAUGGUGUGCCUCGUUCGAACCAUAAGGCCGCAGCGGAAGACCAAGUUCACCGCGUCGCUCCCGCCAGGGCCGACGCCGUGGCCCAUCGUCGGAAACUUGCCGGAGAUGAUGCUGAACAAGCCGGCGUUCCGUUGGAUCCACCACGUCAUGAAGGACAUAGGCACCGACAUCGCCUGCAUCAAGCUUGGCGGCGUCCACGUCAUCCCGAUCACCUGCCCAGCGAUCGCGCGUGAGGUGCUGAGGAAGCAGGACACCACCUUCGCCUCCCGCCCGCUCACCUUCGCCUCCGAAACCUUCAGCGGCGGCUACCGGAACGCCGUGCUGUCCCCCUACGGCGACCAGUGGAGGAAGAUGCGCCGCGUGCUCGCCUCCGAGAUCGUCUGCCCCUCCCGCCACAAGUGGCUCUGCAGCAAGCGCGCCGACGAGGCCGACAACAUCACCCGCUACGUCUACAGCCUUGUCAAAACGAAGUCCGGAGGCGCCGUCGACGUCAGGCACGUCGCGCGCCAUUACUGUGGCAACGUCAUCCGCCGCCUCGUCUUCAACAGGCGCCACUUCGGCGAGCCGCAGCCCGACGGUGGCCCCGGCCCGCUUGAGGUGCAGCACGUGGACGCCGUGUUUAGAUCGCUGGGGCUCCUCUACGCCUUCUGCGUCUCCGACUACCUGCCCUGGCUGCUAGGCCUUGACCUCGACGGCCACGAGAAGAUGGUCAAGGAGGCCAACAAGAUAGUGAACGGGCUGCACGACAAGGUCAUCGACGAGCGGUGGAGGCAGUGGAAGAGCGGCGAGAGGAAAGAGCCCGAGGACUUCCUCGACGUGCUCAUUACACUCAAGGCCGCCGAUGGCAAAGCGUUGCUCACCAUCGAGGAGGUCAAAGCUCAGUCGCAGGACAUCACGUUCGCGGCCGUGGACAACCCGUCGAACGCGGUGGAGUGGGCGCUGGCGGAGACGGUGAACAACCCGGAGCUAUUGGAGAAGGCGGCGGCGGAGCUCGACGGCGUCGUCGGCCGUGGCCGGCUAGUGCAGGAGUCCGACAUCCCGUGGCUUUGCUACCUCAAGGCCUGCAUCCGCGAGGCGUUCCGCCUGCACCCCGUGGCGCCGUUCAACGUCCCCCACGUCGCGCUCGCCGACGCCACCGUCGCCGGCUACCACGUCCCCAAGGGCAGCCACGUCAUCCUCAGUCGCAUCGGCCUCGGCCGCAACCCCGCCGUCUGGGACGACCCGCUCCGCUUCGAUCCCGGCCGCCACAUCAUCCCCGGGGAUCCCACAGCGGAGGUCACGCUCUGCGAGAACGAGCUGCGCUUCAUCUCCUUCAGCACCGGCCGCCGCGGGUGCAUCGCGGCCUCACUCGGCACCGCCAUGAGCGUCAUGCUCUUCGGCAGGCUCCUCCAGUGUUUCACCUGGAGCAAGCAAGCUGCGGUCACGACCAUCGACCUGAGCGAGUCGAGGAACGACACCUUCAUGGCCAAGCCGCUCGUGCUGCAUGCCGAGCCACGGCUGCCGGCGCACCUCUACCUGGGCAUGUAUAAUUAA